AUGGCGACUCAAGUCUCCCCACGCAUGCUCUGGAAGCAUCCGGACCCGGAGUCUACCCACAUGGGACGCUUCCGAAGGGCUCUAGAGCAGCACAUCGGGAAAGGUUUCAAGGACUACCAUGAUCUCUACGAAUUCUCCAUCACACAACCAACGACCUUUUGGGAUUUCUGUUGGAAGAACUUCAAUCUCAUCCACGAGGGAAGUUAUACCGCCGUUGUCGAUCAAUCGGCUCGAAUGGACAGUAUCCCCCAGUGGUUUACCGGUAUCCGGUUGAACUUUGCCGAAAAUCUGUUAUUCUCAGCCAGUCCGAAUGGUCCAUCCACGAGAGGAAAGGAAGAUGCGAAGAUCGCGGUGGUUGAGGUCCGCGAGGGCAUCUCCGAAUCACACGUGUCCCUGACGUGGGGUGAGCUCCGAAAGCGCACCGGACGUUUGCUCCAGGCCAUGAAGGCCAACGGGGUGCAGAAGGGCGAUCGCAUCGCCGUUUGUGCGAGUAACAGCAUUGACACCCUGCUCGUGUUCCUAGCUUCGACCGCGUUGGGGGCCCUUUUCUCUUCCAGCUCUACGGAAAUGGGGGUGAAGGGAAUUCUGGACCGGCUCGUACAGAUCAAGCCUCGGUUCUUGUUCAUGGACGACCAGGCCGUCUACAACGGCAAGACGAUUGACCUCCGAACUAAAAUGGAGGCGGUCGUGGACGGGAUGCGUUCUGUGCAGGAAUUCCGUGGGGUGAUACCCAAGGCGCAGCUGCUUGGAGAUUUCUUGGCCAAAUCUAGCGAUGACCGGCUUGAGUUCACACGCAUACCCUUCCGCGAUCCCUUUUUGAUCGUCUAUUCAUCAGGCACCACCGGUCAGCCCAAGUGCAUUGCGCACUCGGUCGGCGGGGUGCUCAUCAGUGCUUUUAAAGAAGGGCACCUGCAUUCGGAGCUGGACGAGUCCAGUACGACGUUGCAGUACACCACAACCGGCUGGAUUAUGUAUGUCUCAGCUAUCCAAAGCCUUUUGUUCGGGUCCCGGGUUGUUCUUUAUGAUGGCAGUCCAUUCAUGCCGCGGCUUGAAUCGUUGAUUCGGCUUGCAGAGCAACAGCGGGUAACUCAUUUCGGCACAUCCCCGCGCUACAUGUACGAGCUUCAACGCGCAAAAAUCCAGCCGCGACAGAUUGCCGAUUUGAGCUCGUUAAAAAUUGUGACCAGCACGGGGAUGGUGCUCCCCGACGCUCUGUUCGAGUGGUUCUACGACCAGGGCUUCCCACCACAUGUACGGUUGAAUAACAUUUCCGGAGGAACUGAUCUGGCCGGGUGCUUUGGAAUAGGGAACUCCCUCCUCCCUGUUCACGUGGGUGGCUGCGCUGGAAUAAGCCUCGGUAUCCCGGUUGACGUCUACGACGCCAGCAUUGAAGGAGCUGGCGCGAAGGGAAGGUCUGUAGAGGUUGGCGUCGCGGGUGAGCUGGUAGCCACCGCCGCUUUCCCCAACAUGCCUGCUUGUUUCUGGGGCCCAGAUGGGAGUAGACGGUACCAUGAUGCCUAUUUUGCUCGAUUCGACAAUGUCUGGACGCAUGGCGACUUUGUUUCCAUCCAUCCUCAAACCCGACAACUAUUCUUCCACGGCCGGGCAGACGGCGUCCUGAACCCAUCUGGAGUCCGCUUCGGGUCGUCGGAGAUCUAUCAGGUCCUCGAAGCGGAAUUCCCAAACGAAAUCACGGACUCACUCUGUGUCGGCCAGCGGCGACCUCAAGAUACCGAUGAGCGGGUGAUGCUGUUCUUAUUACUGAAGACUGGGGCCAGUUUCACACCGGACUUAGUUGCCAGGGUGAAGGCCGCCAUUCGUCAGAGACUGAGCAGCCGUCAUGUUCCGAGCUUUAUCUUCGAGACUGCUGAAAAUUCCGGUACGUACCUAUCUAGACUUGUCACCGUCAAUGGAAAGAAGGUGGAGCUCCCGGUUAAGCAGAUCGUAUCAGGUAAGCGGAUCAAGCCGUCUGGCACGCUACUCAAUCCUGGGUGUCUGGAGUAUUAUUACCAGUUCGCUCAGGAUGAGCGGUUGGUCACUGCGCGGGAUAGUAAGCUGUGA
This is a messenger RNA of Aspergillus welwitschiae, 2061 nucleotides long. Its product is annotated as acetoacetyl-CoA synthase. The transcript has 6 exons. The coding region runs from base 1 to 2061 and encodes 686 amino acids. The record is from RefSeq and is a predicted model, not a curated record. Gene Ontology annotation, biological process: lipid metabolic process. Gene Ontology annotation, molecular function: acetoacetate-CoA ligase activity. Lineage: Eukaryota; Fungi; Ascomycota; Eurotiomycetes; Eurotiales; Aspergillaceae. Gene Ontology annotation, cellular component: cytosol.